AAUUUCAAACCCGGAAACGGAAAUGUGAAAAAGUCUGUGACAAAGGACUUUGGUCCCAGUGUUUGGAAGAAGAAGCCUCUUUCUUUUAGUGUCUGAGCAGGAAGGGGCUCUGCAGACUGUUUGCCCUGGAUUUGCACCAGCCAGGAGAAGAUGACUUCUGUGUGUAACUAUGUUUUGCUUCAUACUGGACAAAAGAUGCCUCUUGUAGGACUGGGGACAUGGAAAAGUGAAGCUGGGCAGGUGAAAGAAGCAGUAAAAUAUGCUCUUAGUGUAGGCUAUCGUCACAUUGACUGUGCUACAGCUUACAGCAAUGAAGCAGAGAUAGGUGAUGCUUUCCAGGAGACUGUUGGGGAUGACAAGACUGUUAAGAGGGAAGAACUAUUUGUGACAUCAAAACUAUGGAAUACCAAGCACCACCCUGAAGAUGUGGAACCAGCUUUAAAGAAAUCCCUACAAGAUCUGAAGCUGAAUUAUCUGGAUCUCUACCUCAUGCACUGGCCACAUGCUUUUGAACGGGGAGACAACCUCUUCCCCAAAAAUCCUGAUGGCACUAUGCGUUAUGACUACAUUGACUAUAAAGAAACUUGGAAAGCCAUGGAGAAGUUGGUGGAGAAAGGUUUGGUGAAGGCUAUUGGGUUAUCCAACUUCAAUAGCCGACAGAUUGAUGAUAUCCUCAGCAUGGCUUCUGUCAAGCCAUCUGUAUUACAGGUAGAAUGCCAUCCUUACCGCCAGAAUGAACUGAUAGCUCAUUGCCAUCAGCGAGGGCUGGUCGUAACUGCUUACAGCCCUCUUGGUUCACCUGACCGGAUGUGGAAGCACCCAGAUGAGCUGUGCUGCUGGAAGAACCUGGAAAUAAAAAAGCUGGCGACAAUACGGCAAAUCUCCUGCUCAGAUUCUCCUCGAGGUAUGUCCUCUGUUAUUUACAUACUCAAAUGCUUUAUAGAGGAGUUCAAUGGAGAUAGGUAA
Molecule: messenger RNA, 966 nt
Organism: Sceloporus undulatus (fence lizard)
Lineage: Eukaryota; Metazoa; Chordata; Lepidosauria; Squamata; Phrynosomatidae
Gene: AKR1A1
Product: aldo-keto reductase family 1 member A1
Cellular component (GO): cytosol
Molecular function (GO): aldose reductase (NADPH) activity
Source: RefSeq, a predicted model, not a curated record